Molecule: messenger RNA, 1605 nt
Organism: Microdochium trichocladiopsis
Lineage: Eukaryota; Fungi; Ascomycota; Sordariomycetes; Xylariales; Microdochiaceae
Product: FAD dependent oxidoreductase
Exons: 4
Coding region: 103-1560 (485 amino acids)
Cellular component (GO): cytoplasm
Molecular function (GO): oxidoreductase activity
Source: RefSeq, a predicted model, not a curated record
GCCACAGCUCGAACAUGAAGUGCAGUAUGCACAGACAGUGAGUCGACCCGGGCACAGGCCACCAAGAUAUCACGAGAAGGACGACGCCUCACCACCGCUAUUAUGGCAUCAACAGCCUCAACACCUGGCAGCCCCGAUGCAGGGCCGAGUCCUGUGCCCAACUCGACGCAACCUUUCUGGCGCACGGAGCUACACGAGCUCGACAACCACCGCAGCACCAAGGACCUCCCGGCUGAGGCUGACAUCGUCAUCAUUGGGGCGGGGUUUUCUGGCGCGGCGCUGGCACACUACAUUCACGAGGACAAUGCUUCGCCGCCGUCGGUCGUGAUCCUAGAAGCUCGCGAGGCGUGCUCCGGGGCCACUGGACGGAAUGGCGGCCACGUCAAGCCCGACGUCUACUUCAACGUGCCCAAGUACAUCCGCAAACACGGCGUCAAGGCGGCUGUCGAGGUUGCCAACUUUGAGGCGUCGCAGUUGCGGGCUGUCAAGGAGCUCGUCGAGCGGGAAAAGAUUGACUGCGAGUUCACAUUGACUCGGGCGUGCGACGUCAUCCUCCAUGAGGCCCAGGCAAAGGAGGCCGAAGAGGCUCAUGAGCAGCUCGUCAAGUCUGGCGUUGCGGACCUGAGAGAUGUCCAGUACACAUCACGGAAGCAUGCGGAGAGGGUCUCUGGCGUCAAGGGCGCCCUCUGCGCGUGGACCUACACAGCUGGCCACAUCUGGCCAUACAAGCUUGUGAUGCAUCUGCUGCAAGGCGUCGUCAGCAAGGGUGCCAACCUGCAAACCCACACACCCGUGGCCGCCGUCUCGGGAGAGCCUCUAUCUGAUGGGCGGUGGCUCGUCACUACGGCGGACCGAGGCGCCAUCAAGGCCAAGAAGGUGCUCUUUGCGACGAACGGAUAUACUGCUGGGCUCGCACCACAGUUCAAGGACCGCAUCGUGCCGGUGAGAGGCAUAUGCGGACGCAUCAUUGUUCCGUCGGGGUCCCCGUCCAGCCAAGAACCUGCACAAGACGGUACUGUGACUCAAAACACGAAACAGGCACCCUUCUUGCCCAUGACUUACGGCUUGCGCUACGGACCGGGGCUCUAUGACUACCUCAUCCCGCGCAACGACGGCAGCAUCAUUGUCGGCGGCACCAAGCAGACGUGGUGGCACGAGAAGGAGCACUGGUACAAUGUCGUCGACGACAGCACGCUCAUCGAACCCGCGCUCAAGGAGUUUGAGGGGCUCAUGCAGCGCAGGUACAUCGGGUGGGAGGACACCGGGGCGUGUGUGGAUCGGAUCUGGACCGGCAUCAUGGGCUACACCUCCGACUCCAUGCCAUAUGUCGGCCACAUGCCUGGCAAGCCGGGCCAGAUGGUUCUCGCCGGUUUCAACGGCCACGGCAUGCCCCUGAUCCUGCUCUCGGCCAAGGGGCUUACAAAGAUGCUGAUGGAAGGCACGACUUUCGAGGAGACAGGCAUACCAUCCCCAUUCAAGGCCACCCAGGAGCGGCUGGAUAACACGGGUAAUGCAAUCUUGGAAGCCGUACCCGCUAGCAAGCCAAGCGCGGUUUUGUAGGGAGUAUCUUGUAGCUGAGCCUUUGGCGACAUAUAUAUAGAAUCA